GGGGCGCGCGCGCCGGAGGCGGCGGCGGCGGAGGCCGGGACCGCGCGCCCCGCCUGAGCCCGCCCCGCCGCCGAGCGUCACGGAACCUGCUUGAAAUGCAGCCGAGGAGCCGGGCGGGCGGCGGCGGCGGCGGCAUCGGCAUCGGCAGCGGCAGCGGCAGCCCCGGCGCCGCGGCAGGAGCUCGGGGAGCUGAAGCGCGGCUGCGGCGGCGAUACGGGGUGCGCGGGGCGCCGCGGCCGGAGCCCGGGGCCCGCCAUGGGCCGCCCCGGAGGGGGCGCGCUCCGGCCGCCGGCGCUGCUGCUGCUGCUGCUGCUGCUGCCGCUGCGGCUCCAGCCUCUCGCGGCGGCGGCGGCGGCGGCGGAUCCCCCACGCGGAAGCCAAGGGCUGGCCGCGGAGUGCGAGGAGGACCAGUUCCGGUGCCGGAACGGGCGCUGCAUCCCCUCCGUGUGGCGGUGCGACGAGGACGACGACUGCGCGGACAACAGCGACGAGGACGGCUGCCCCAAGAAGACGUGCAUGGACACCGACUUCACCUGUGACAACGGCCACUGCAUCCCCGAGCGGUGGAAGUGUGACGGCGAAGAGGAGUGUUCCGACGGCUCCGAUGAGUUCCCCGCCAACUGCCCCAAGCAGGUGUGUCCCGCAGAGAAGCUGAGCUGUGGACCCACCAGCCACAAGUGCGUGCCCGCCUCCUGGCGCUGCGACGGCGAGAAGGACUGCGAGAGCGGGGCGGACGAGGCCGGCUGUGCCACCUUGUGCGCCCCGCACGAGUUCCAGUGCCGCAACCGCUCGUGCCUGGCCGCCGUGUUCGUGUGCGACGGCGACGACGACUGCGGCGACGGCAGCGACGAGCGCGGCUGCGCCGGCCCGGCCUGCGGGCCCCGCGAGUUCCGCUGCGGCGACGGCGGCGCCUGCGUCCCCGAGCGCUGGCUCUGCGACCGCCAGCCCGACUGCGCCGACCGCUCGGACGAGGCGGCCGAGCUCUGCGGCCCGGGGAGCGCCACCGCCUCCGCGCCCGCCGCCUGCGGGCCCGCGCGCUUCGCCUGCCGCAGCGGCGAGUGCGUGCACCGGGGCUGGCGCUGCGACGGCGACCGCGACUGCAAGGACCAGUCCGACGAGGCCGACUGCCCACUGGGGACCUGCCGUGGAGACGAGUUCCGGUGUGGGGACGGAGCCUGUGUCCCUGCCACUAAGCGCUGCAACCAGGAGCAGGACUGUCCGGACGGGAGCGAUGAAGCCGGCUGCCUGAAGGAGUCCACAUGUGAGGGUCCCCGCAGAUUUCAGUGUAAGAGUGGCGAGUGCGUGGACGGCGGGAAAGUGUGUGAUUCUCAGAGGGACUGCCGGGACUGGUCGGAUGAGCCUCUGAAAGAGUGUGCUCGACCAGCCUCUCAGGGAAACAGGAGGAGGCCCAGGGGGCUGAACGAGUGUCUGCACAACAACGGCGGCUGCUCCCACAUCUGCAACGACCUCAAGAUCGGCUUUGAGUGCACCUGCCCGGCGGGCUACCGGCUCCUGGACCAGAAGACGUGCCGCGACAUCGACGAGUGUGAGGACCCGGACGCCUGCAGCCAGAUCUGUGUCAACUUCAAGGGCUACUUUAAGUGCGAGUGCCACCCUGGCUACGAGAUGGACCCGCUGACCAAGAACUGCAAGGCCGUCGCUGGCAGGAGCCCGUCCCUGAUCUUCACCAACCGGCACGAGGUGCGGAGGAUAGGCCUGGUGAAGCGGGACUACUCGCGCCUCAUCCCGAUGCUCAAGAACGUCGUGGCGCUCGACGUGGAAGUGGCCACCAAUCGCAUCUACUGGUGCGACCUCUCUUACCGCAAGAUCUACAGCGCGUACAUGGACAAGGCCAGCGACCCUGCGGAGCAGGAGGUCCUCAUCGACGCGCAGCUGCACUCCCCCGAGGGCCUGGCGGUGGACUGGGUGCACAAGCACAUCUACUGGACCGACUCGGGCAACAAGUCCAUCUCGGUGGCCACGGUCGACGGCAGCCGCCGACGCACUCUGUUCAGCCGCGACCUCAGCGAGCCCCGGGCCAUCGCCCUGGACCCCCUGCGAGGGUUCAUGUAUUGGUCUGACUGGGGGUACCAGGCCAAGAUCGAGAAGUCUGGGCUCAACGGUGCGGACCGGCGAACACUGGUGUCGGACGACAUUGAGUGGCCCAACGGGAUCACCCUGGACCUGCUGAGCCAGCGCUUGUACUGGGUAGACUCCAAGCUGCACCAGCUGUCCAGCAUUGACUUCAGCGGAGGCAACAGGAAGAUGCUGGUCUUCUCCCCCGACUUCCUGAGCCACCCCUUUGGGAUCGCCGUGUUUGAGGACAAGGUGUACUGGACAGACCUGGAGAACGAGGCCAUUUUCAGUGCGAACCGGCUCAGCGGCCUGGAAAUCUCCGUCCUGGCCGAGAACCUCAACAACCCGCACGACAUCGUCAUCUUCCAUGAGCUGAAGCAGCCGAGAGCUGGAGACGCCUGCGAGCUGAGUGCCCAGCCGGACGGCGGCUGUGAGUACCUGUGCCUCCCUGCUCCUCAGCUCUCCAGCCACUCUCCCAAGUACACGUGCGCCUGUCCUGACGCCAUGUGGCUGGGCCCCGACAGGAAGAGGUGUUACCGAGCAUCUCAAUCUACCUCAACUACGCCGUUAGCCUCUCCCACAGCGAGGACGGAAGCGGACUCUGCAAGGGCUCCAGGCACCGCCACCCACAGCCCCACCCACCGGAACCACAGCACAGAGACACCACGCCCGGCGGCUGCAGUCCCAAGCUCAGUCAGCGUCCCCGGGGCGUCCAGCAUCGGCCCGUCUAUCCCAAGCCCUGCGACCAGCAACCACUCCCAGCACUACGGGAAUGAAGGCGGCAAGCCGGGCUCCACGGUCACUGCUGCUGUCAUUGGGAUCAUCGUGCCCGUGGCGGUGAUAGCCCUCCUGUGCACGAGCGGCUACCUGAUCUGGAGAAACUGGAAGCGGAAGAACACCAAAAGCAUGAAUUUUGACAACCCAGUGUACAGGAAGACAACAGAGGAGGAGGAUGAAGAUGAGCUCCACAUCGGGAGGACUGCUCAGAUUGGCCAUGUCUAUCCUGCAGCAAUCAGCGGCUUUGAUCGCCCACUGUGGGCAGAGCCCUGUCUUGGGGAGACCAGAGAACUGGAGGACCCAGCCCCUGCCCUCAAGGAGCUUUUUGUCUUGCCGGGAGAACCAAGGUCACAGCUGCACCAACUCCCGAAGAACCCUCUUUCCGAGCUGCCUGUCGUCAAGUGCAAGCGAGUGGCAUUAAGCCUUGAAGAUGAUGGACUGCCCUAAGGAUGGGACCACUCCCUUCAUGCCUCACGGAAUUCAGUUCCAUGCACUCCACUCUCUGGAUGGUGUAUGCCUGGAUGGAAGGAUUUCUGUAUGGGUCUGUGUGAGCGUGUGCGUGUCUGUGUGUGCGUGUGUCAUUUUAAUUUAUGUUGCAGAAAGGUAACCACAAAGUUAUGAUGAACUGCAAACAUCCAAAGGAUGUGAGAGUUUUUAUAUGUAUAAUGUUUUAUACACUUUUUAACUGGUUGCACUACCCAUGAGGAAUUCAUGGAAUGGCUACUGCUGAGUGACUAACAAGAUGUACAUAACCAAACGGGGCCGAUGGUACAGUAGCUUACUCAUCAUUUAAAAACUAUAUUUACAGAGAGAGUAUUUGAUUUUUGGGGGGGCUUUUUUAGGUUUUGGAGUUUUGGGGUUUUGUUUUUUUUUUUGUAAAUAAAAUGAUUAUGCUUUGUGGCUAUCCAUCAACAUUAAACACCUCAACUCCCUCCCCAAUUUAGAUUAUUUAUUAACAAACUUCAUAAAUAAGAUUAGUUAGUUCUAUAAAUAAUUCAGAGACAUGAGAGUAUUUAUUUUUGGUAUGAUUGGCCCACCACACAGACUCUGUGUGCAUCUGUGUUUGCCUGCAUGUGUGUGCGAGAGAAAACUAGAGAAGAGGCGCGCCUAUGGCUGUUGUUCGAGUACAUAAAGAUAGAUAUAUCUUAAGCCAGUCCACAAGAGCGUAUCUGGAGUUUUCAGGAAAUUAGCCUUUGGAAAUCUGGCUCAGAAAACGGAUGCCAUGGUGUGUGCGAACAUGUAGCAGCAGACGCAGACCCUCCCCACCUCUGGCUAUUCCUGAGACCAGACUCAGGAAAAGCCCUUCAGCUCACUGCUGGGACUCCCACCUGGGCUUCCUCUGGCGUGGCUAAGGCCAGCACACAGACUGUACACAGUGCCAGAAGUCCUCGUGAGCUCAGGUGAGAGCACGUCUGAACCUUGGCUACUCCUUGUUUUCAAGUUCAGCAUUUCAAGUAACUUCAUUUUUCUUUAGGACACUUGGGUUGAAUUCAUUGAGGUUGAAUACCUUACGUAUAGAGAGCUAAGUGGAGAUGUCUCCGGAACAGGCCAAGUUUACUCUAGGGCCUGGCUUAGUUAGGCACAGAACCCCUGGAUAAAGAUGGUGGAAUAGGUUUUGUUACAUCUCCAUCUCUCCCUUCCUCUUACGCUCCCAUUUCCUUCAGGUGGGGAAGAGUAAUACGUAGGUUUGUUGCCAUCACGUGUUUGCAUCGAUGAAACUAAUUUGGGGCUUAAGGCGGUAAAAGUGGCCAAGCCUAAAGUCCUAUUUGAGGGGGAAAUGGCAUACGCAAUAUUAUAGUACACCGGAUGUAUGUUCACGCAGAAAUUUGGUUUACUACUUUGUAAAUAAAGGGAAAAACUCUAGGUAUAUCUACAGAUUUUUUUCACCAUGGACACUUUCUUUGCCUCUCCUGGGCCGUGGGGAGAAGGGGAGAAGUGUCUCUCUUUGUGGGUUCUCCCGCCGAAAACAAUCCAACAGUCCCAGAAGGAAUUCAGUCCCCGCUGGCUCUAUCGUCCAAGGUCUUAACUCUGCUGUUCUACCACUGUAUUCCCACCGGACAACCAGGGACCGGACAAACAGAGUGUAUGGCUUCAGUAAGAGCAGAGGACAAGUUCCUAACCUCCACAUACCUGGAACUUGACCCCUGUAAGCAAAUUCCUCUCCCCUACUUCCCAGUUGCCCCCAACUCAGUGAUGCGUGGUUGUCUCGCCCCUUGCUACCCUUUGAGUUUCCAGACAGACAUUCUGGAGUUCUGUCAGCCUAUUCCUAGGACCUUUCUUUCUAUUUUUUAAAUAGAAAACAACCAUAUUCUGGAGCUUGGGCACUAUGCUUUGCAUAAACAAGCAAUUUCCUCAUGAUAUGUAUGUGCUGAUAGUUCUGAAACAUCCAUUCAGAGGGAAAAAUGCAUUGACUUAGAAUGACCAUUACCAAAUAGAAUUUUAAAAACAUCCGGCCAACUCCUAUGGAGCUUAAUCACUUAUUACUAUUCUUUCAAGAAUAAAAAGUAAAAUAGUUUUUGACCGAAGAAAAACUAUGAAAAUGAAAAAUCAUUGAAAUUUACACAAAACAAAUAACUUUUUCUGUAACCUGCCUCUGAAGAUUUUUAAUUAUAAUAGAGUCUAAUGCAUAAUAUCUAGACUUUCAGUCAGAAUCUGGCCUUCACAGAAAAAAAUAAUGAAUGGGAUCAGGAUGAUUCAGCCUGAUAUCUCAAAAUGAUGAUGAAACACAACUUUCUCAGAGACACCCAUGUUUUCUGAAUAUGCUACAACUGCAGUUUGAAAGAGGCAGCUAUGGGAGCAACGUACAAAAAACAAAACUGUGGAACACUCACGUGUUGGAAUGGUAGUCAAGUAGAUGAAAUCCGAGGACUCAAAUCCAUCUUCUCGUCCUGAAGGCUUUAAGCCUCAUUCUGAGGAUGAGUUGCAUUUCUGUUGCUUUUUGCCCCUAUGCCAUCAUAUAUCAACAGUCAAGAACAGGUCAGAGGCAUUGGACAUAGAGCUGGAGGAAGCUUAGAAGCACCAGGAGGGCAGAACAUGUAUCAGUUUUUCUCUAUUUAAAAGAAACUGGCCCAGGUCCUUUUCUUCCCUUUCUCCAGUUGACUACUUUGCACUGCCUGAACACUGCACCAAACCUGCUACCUAUCGUCCCAAUGGGACUAUGAAGGCACUGGCAGAAAUGGCCUUCCAGAAACAGGGAAAAGUAAAUUUCAUUUAUUUACUUUUGACAGCAUGAUUAUUUAAAAAAUAGAUUGAGUUAACGUGUAACCUCAGGAUGAGAUUGGAUUUAAAUUUAUGGCAAUAAGCACUAUGGAUCCCUCCAAGUCUCUCUUUGAGAUUGCAAUAUGUGCAUUCACUGAAACCAUUUGUCAGGCACUGCAGAAGCACAGGUCAAUCAAACAUUUUCUCUCCUUACGGAGCUCACAGUAGUAGUAGAGGAAGACAUGUGGAAACAAACAAACAAAAAAGAAAAGAUUCUUUUCAGAACAAUGUUAUGACACAACGUGGUCACUUCUACCGAAGGAGAUAAGGAAUGGGGUCAAGAAAGCCACCACAGGAGAAGUGACCUGAAGCUAAGUCUUACAAACUAAGUAGGGAUGUCAGGCUGCUUCAGGCAGAAGAAACACAGCUAAGACACCGAGGCAUGAAACAGCAUGGGGACUUCAAUGAACUGCAUGCAAUUCAUUAUAACGAGCAAAAAGCUCAAGGGGGACGUAGCAAGAAACGAGCUGGAUGGAAAGACAGGUUCAAUAUAAGCACUUUAUAGAACACUUCUAUUUAACUUCCGGUUCAGUGAAGCAAACAUUCCUUGGUCACUUACUGUGUAUGAGGCACCAAGUGCAUGGGGAAUUCAGCAGGAUGCGUUGCCAGCACUUGCAGACAUGGCGGUCUUGAGCCUCAGGCUUUCCGGUGGCCAAAGAGAAACAGUGACUGUUUUUCAUAUAUUCGAGUUGAAGCUUUUUGAUAUGGUCUAUGAAAACUAAUACGAGGGCGGAGGGAUUCUCACAGAAGCAUUCCAUGUUGUCAAGAGCCUCUGAGAUUUCUUCAACAGAGAGAAAGAAAACUGGAAGUUUUGAAGACGUGGAGUCUGCAGGGGGAACCCCAAGCGCUGUCCAGUGUGGCGCAGGUGGGAAUGGAGCCUCCCCACCUCACUCCCUAACGUCAGCCAUACACUCAUCAUUUCACAGAAUAGAAAUGGGUAGCAGUCAAACGGUUCGGAGUAUAUAACCUCCUUUCCCAUCAAUGCAUGAAGAUAAAGUAUUGGAGUCUUUUUACAUGGUAUUUUUUAGGGUAUUGGGGAUUUUCAGGAAAUGGAGAACUUAGAGGUGGAGGAAUUACAGCUUCAAAUUUCACUUAAUAAAAGAAAUCAGGAAUCCCUAUUCAUUCAGGCUAUGCACCAUGUGCAUAGCCAGGAAUCAGCAGAAACCCUCUGUAUUUGCAAACACUUUGUGCUAUAAAAAAAUAAUUUUAAAAGAGCCACCUGUAUAUGUAUAUAUAUUUAAAGACAUGAAGGUUUUGAUACUUUUUUUUACAAAAAUUACAAGAAAAAAAAUACCUGUACAAACCAUGUGUUUUAAAAUAGCAUUUUGUUCUAUACAAGCUGUUGUUAAUUUGGGGGUGAAGUACUGGUUCGCAAACUCGACAUUGUACCCAAAUGAAUUUUCCCUGUUUGUCUACACACACACACACACACACACACACACACACACACACCACACACACGUCCCCAAAUUACCAUAUUUGAUGUUUGAUGUAACAGGCAUGUUAGAAUGUUGGAUCACACUAACCAUUCCUGCUCUUUUUGUCUUAUCAUUCCAAAUGCCAUUGUCUUCUGUACUCAGUCCCCUUUGCAGUCUGGCGUCUCUUCUAGAGGCAAAGGGUGGUGUGUUGCGUCUCACUAGCUGUACUGGCAUCAUCUUGGUGAACUAAAAAAACAAAUGUGGGCAUUUGUAAAAUCAGUGCACUGUUUCUAGAGAAAGAUAAAAUUCCUUUUUUAAAAUCUGAAA
Messenger RNA from Pipistrellus kuhlii (Kuhl's pipistrelle), 7856 nucleotides. RefSeq names its product LDL receptor related protein 8 (gene LRP8). Gene Ontology annotation, molecular function: protein binding; calcium ion binding. The record is from RefSeq and is a predicted model, not a curated record. The coding region runs from base 256 to 3300 and encodes 1014 amino acids. The transcript is spliced from 21 exons. Lineage: Eukaryota; Metazoa; Chordata; Mammalia; Chiroptera; Vespertilionidae.